Messenger RNA from Aspergillus nomiae NRRL 13137, 3093 nucleotides. RefSeq names its product non-ribosomal peptide synthetase. The record is from RefSeq and is a predicted model, not a curated record. NCBI's taxonomy places the organism in Eukaryota, Fungi, Ascomycota, Eurotiomycetes, Eurotiales, Aspergillaceae. The transcript has a single exon. Bases 1 to 3093 code for a protein of 1030 amino acids.
AUGACGCUCUCUACUACACCUCCUUCUCCCGAACCGCCCGGAGCGGAUGAAUAUGGCCUGUGUGUCGCUAGCAAUCUGGGUCUUGGACAGCUUUUCUAUCGACAAGUCCGGCAAAGCCCCUCUUCCAUUGCUGUUGUAGAUGGCGAGUCAUCUAUCACGUAUGGUCAACUACACGCGUGGGCAGUUUCUUUGGCUGCACAGCUAUCCCACGAAGGCUUCGUCAGAGAAGAAGCGGUAGGAAUCGUUGUCCAACAUGGAGUUGCCGACGUGGUUGCCCAAAUGGCCGUGAUCUACGCCGGUGGUAGCUGUGCCCCUAUGGAUCCAACCCUGAGGGACCAGCAGAUAUGCCAACGAUUAGAACGACUCAACUCGCGGUUCAUUCUCGUUGACCAGUCCAAUCGAGGGCGAGACCUACAAUUCCAGCAGAUCGUGCUAGAGGAACAUUUGCCUCUGACCAGCAAGGAUAUAUGCGAUGACAACAACUUUCCCGUCACAACCGACCUUUCCCACCGCACACAUUUGAUACACACUUCCGGAACCACUAGCGAGCCCAAGGCAGUGCAAAUAGCCGCUCGAUCGAUCUUACAAGUGGUGUUCCAUGCCCCAUUCGAGCCAGUCACAGUAGAUGAUGUGGUCGCUCACGCUAACAAUAGCAGUUUCGAUGUCUCUCUUUUUGAUAUCUGGGUCCCAUUAUUACGUGGGGCUCGGAUUGCUGUACUCAAGAAGAUGGUUUUGCUAGAUCUCCUUGUACUGGCGGAGCAUAUUGAUCGCCUGGGGAUCACAGUUAUGGCUACUACCACUGCCUUGCUCAAUCUCGCUGCUUCAACUUUGCCAACUGCAUUUUCCAAGUUGCGUAUUUGUUUUAUUGGAGGCGAGGCAGCUAAUGUGAGCGCUAUCGAAACAGUUCUGCGCAAAGGACCUCCAGAGAUGCUGAUUAACGCUUAUGGUCCGACUGAAUGCUGCAUAUUCUGCCUGGCUCACCGGGUUACACCCAAGGAUAUCCAGAUGGGCUCUGUCAGUAUUGGCACACCCAUCGGCCAUACCGUCGCAUACAUUGCGGACGAGUCAGGUCGCGCUGCCAACGAAGGGGAGCUUUGGAUCGGCGGGGCGGGCGUGUCCCCUGGAUAUAUAAACCAGCCGGAAAAGAAUGCCAAAAGUUUCCCCACGAUAGUGAUGCCUUCCGGCGAGGCAGCUCGAUUCUACCGCACAGGUGACAUUGUUCGUCGCCGUGACGAUGGUCAGAUCGACUAUGUAGGGCGGGUGGACCAUCAGAUUAAAGUUCGAGGCUUCCGAAUUGAACUUGAGGCUGUUGAAACCAGUCUACUCCAGACUGGUUUGUUUGCUGAGGUGGCAGCGAUGGGCAUUCAGUCGCCGCAAGAGGGUGCAGGAUCGGUGCUGGUAGCCUACGCGACCCCCAAGGAUCCGGCUCAUCCCCCUGAGAUCUCUAAGGCCUUGGAGAUCCUCCAGGACACCUUACCCGACUACAUGAUUCCCCAAUUGCAGCUCAUUCAGAAGAUGCCGCUCAACAGUCAUGCCAAGGUGGACCGAAAGGGUUUGAAGCAACUCUUCUGCCAGCGUUCGACCUCGCUGCUCAAACCAGGGCCGAAAUUGCCCAAUACGCUCUGCCAGGACACCCAAACGACCUUGGCUAGCCUAUGGGCCACUAUCCUGGCAAACCCAAAGCCAGAAUAUAAGGAGAGCGAUGAUUUCUUCGUGCUUGGAGGUACCUCUCUCCAAGCAUCUCUUCUCAUUAGCCAAAUUCGUCAGGUAUUUCGUUGUGAAGUAUCUCUUUUGGCUCUGUAUGACAACUCUACAGUUGGAGCCCUAGCGAGUAUUAUUGAUCACGCCAAGGGCGGUCACCUCAAGACUGUGCGUGAUGAGAGAGAAUUCUGGCUGGCUGACACAAAGCUGGCCGACGAUUUGCCCGCUCCGAUGACCACACCCGUGAACUGGCAGCGUGAUAUUGAAGGCCGCAUUUUUAUCACCGGUGCCACAGGCUUUGUUGGGGCGUUCUUGUUAGUAGACUUAUUAAACAUGCCAUCGGUACAUCAAAUUGGCUGUCUGGUGCGAGCCCCCAAUUCCGCUGCUGGUAUGCAGCGACUGCGUCUUGCCCUCGAAAAAUAUAAUCUUUGGGAGGAUAGAUUCACGAAUAAGCUUCUUGCUUUCCCGGGGUUACUAGAAGAUAAGUAUCUAGGGUUAGGACAGGCUCGAUUCAACGAGCUGGCGAGCUGGGCUAGUGUAGUCUUUCACCUUGGUGCACGCGUCAACUAUACGCAGCCAUACUCACUACAUCGCCCUGCCAAUACACUGGGAACGAUCAACGUCGUGCGGUUCGCUUGUACAAGGCGAAACAAGGCAGUUCACUACGUGUCUAGUAUCUCCUGUUUUGGCCCCACUGGCUUCGUCACUGGCACAACAAGUGUGGGUGAGGAUGACUCCCUUCUCCCCCAUGUGGAGGCUCUCCCAUACGAUCACGGGUAUGCGCAGAGUCAAUGGGUGGCCGACCAGCUUCUUCGACGUUUGAUGGAUCGCGGGUUCCCAAUCUCUAUCUAUCGGCCCGGGUUUAUCACCGGCCACAGCCAGACGGGCGUCUGUAACCCUGAUGACUUUUUCAGCCGCUUGAUGAUAGCAUGCGAGCAGAUGAAAAGCUACCCCAUGUUGCCUAACCAGCGAAAGGAGUUCGUUCCGGUUGACUACGUUAACUCGGUCAUUCUUCAUAUAGCUGCGUCUGAGCACGCUGUUGGCCGGGCCUACCACAUCGUGCCCCCAGCCCGUGACAUGUCCAUCGACAUGGAUGACACAAUGGAACUGCUGGGGGAGGCAGUAAAUUCACGUAUCCAUGGCUUACCUUACAUGGAAUGGAUUGACCGGCUGGCUGCCAACCCUCCUGUGGCAUUGCAGCCGCUGCAGCCUAUGCUGGCGGAGAGGGUGCAUGACGGUAUGACUCGUUGGGAGUUAUAUGCUAAUAUGCCCGUCUAUCAGACAACAAACACUGAUAGAAUGAUGGCCAAUUAUCCAGGAGGUCUGAAAUUUCCCGCUCUUGACGCCUCUUUGUUGGGGAAGUACAUCGCCCAUCUGAGAUCUGCUUGUUAG